Messenger RNA from Mobula hypostoma (lesser devil ray), 6410 nucleotides. It is a transcript of the gene cdhr2, whose product is annotated as cadherin related family member 2. Gene Ontology annotation, cellular component: plasma membrane. Bases 102 to 4034 code for a protein of 1310 amino acids. Gene Ontology annotation, biological process: homophilic cell-cell adhesion. NCBI's taxonomy places the organism in Eukaryota, Metazoa, Chordata, Chondrichthyes, Myliobatiformes, Myliobatidae. The record is from RefSeq and is a predicted model, not a curated record. Gene Ontology annotation, molecular function: calcium ion binding. The transcript is spliced from 32 exons.
CAAUGUAGGAAGGUAAACCGUUUCAGUUUUGUAGCAAAAAAUCUACCAGAGUGAAACCCAGCAGUGUGCUGUCAAUAAAGAACAGCAGUCCAGGACAAAUCAUGAUGGGUUCAGACAAAAUAAUGUGCACUCUCCUUUUUGCUCUUCUACAUGUGAAAGCUGCGGCUGCAAGUAUGCCUGAAUUUGCCAGCAAUAUGUCUGUUAUAUUUGUUAGAGAAGAUACACCAGUAGGUGCAGAAGCGUAUAAACUAAUUGCGACUGACGCAGAUCAUGACAAUCUGACCUAUUUAAUGUCUGGAUCAGAUGCAAUGUAUUUCAAUUUACAACCAGACACAGGCAUUGUCAAGAUUGCAAUUAAUUUGGAUCGUGAGACCAAGGAUUUUUUGAAAGUUAGCAUUUCUGUCACUGAUGGAGUGGCUGAAAGGAGAAUGAACCAAACAAUCGUUGUUGAAGAUGCCAAUGAUGUCACCCCCAUUUUUAAAAAUGCCCCAUAUGUGGAAAAUAUUUUUGAGAAUGAAACUGAAGGUGCAAUAUUAUUUAAUGUAAAGGCAGUGGAUAAUGAUCUUGGACCUGCUGGAACAGUACAGUACAAGAUUGUAGAAGCUCUGCCAGAUGACCCUUAUCUUUUUGGAAUUCAGCAGAAUGGAAGUGUUUUUUUGAAUGGUACACUGAAUUACAACCAGAAAAGCAUGCAUUAUCAAUUAAAGAUCAAUGCUUCAGAUCUUGGUGGAGAAUAUCUUGGAAAUUUUAUUAUUCGAACAUCUUCUGCAUUUGCAGUUAUUAAUAUUAAAGAUGUCCCUGACAUAAACCCAGAAUUCCAGAGAACCCCUUAUCAAACCACAGUCUCUGAGAAUUCAACAGUGGGAUCUUCAGUAUUUCGUGUUUUCGCCACAGAUGGUGAUCGAGGAAUUAAUGAUGAAAUUACAUAUGCUAUUCAAAGUUCAAAGCCUCCAGGAUUAUUUGAAAUUGAUCCUGUGAAUGGAGAAAUACGUGUCAAGGGGUUACUGGACAGAGAAGAUCUUCUUGAAUUUAACACAGUUGUUGAACUGCAAGUUAUGGCCAAAGAAAAGAACCCCGAUGUCCAUGGAAAAGAUGCCUCUGCAAAUACAACUGUAUCCAUCACAGUGACUGAUAUCAAUGACAACACACCUGCCUUUUAUAAUUGUACUCUUAAUGCUUGCAAUUUUAAUGAAAGUUCAAAAAUAAACUCUUUUACCACUUCAGUUCUUGAACACAAUCCAUCAGGGACACCAGUGAAAGAUUUAACUAUAGUGGCUCGUGAUCCCGAUGAGGGUGCUAAUGGAACCUUCAUGCUGUACUUGGAUGGAAAAUAUGCAAAUGCUUUUAGUGUCUCCCCAAAAGAGAUUAUAAAUGAAGGAAUGGUACAAAUAAUUGUACAAAAUUCACGAGUCAUUGACUAUGAGCAACUGAAGUUUAUAAAUAUUGAGAUUGUUGCAAAUGAUACAAGCAAUCAUGCCAAUUGUUGCUCCAGAGUUAAUGUGACAAUCAAUAUUUUGGACAUAAAUGAUCACAGUCCAAAGUUCCCAUUCCAGACAUAUGUGCUAUCUGUGAAAGAACAUGCAAGUGUUGGAACUGCAGUUGGAACAGUUGUGGCUGAUGAUCCUGAUGAGGGCAUCUUUGGUGAAAUUACAUAUAGCCUGUUACCAGCAAGCAUAUAUGAAUUUAAAGUCCACAGCAGUACAGGUGUCAUCACAGUUGGGAAUAGCACAGCAAUUGAUAGAGAGAGACGUCCCACUUAUUACAUUACCCUUCAAGCAACCGACGGUGGGAACUUUACAGGUACUACUUCGGUUGAAAUUGCUCUGGAAGAUAUAAAUGAUUUCCCUCCGGAAAUGACAAGAGAUUCUUACAGCGCAUUCAUCACAGAAGACAAAGUAAAUGAAUUAAACAUUAAAAUUGCGGCUUUUGACAAUGAUGAAGAAGGUACCAAUAACAGCAGAGUGCAAUACGCUAUAGUUGGUGGUGACUACCAAAAUAAUUUUACCAUUGAUCCCCUCACGGGUGUUCUUCAUUCAGUUGGAGCUAUUGAUCGAGAAGGCAUAAACCCAUCUCUCGAUGGAAAAAUCACUCUAAUUGUGGAAGCAUAUGAUUUAGGUGUUCCUUCCCUUUCAACAAAUGUCAGUGUUGUUAUCAAUAUAGAGGAUAUAAAUGACAAUGCACCUGUAUUUGCUGAGUCUGUCUACAAUGCAUCUGUAAUGGAGCACACAUUAGGAGCCUUUGUGACACUGGUUAAAGCCACUGACAAUGAUGCUACAGAUAUCAAUAGCCGGGUGAUAUACCGCAUUGAAAAUGGCAGCAGAGGAAAUUUCCUAAUAAGAACCAUCCUCGACCAAAUGGACCCAAAUCAGUAUGAAGGAAAUAUUACCGUUGAUCCAGCAAUUGAGCUGGAUUAUGACAAAGGACCAAAGCUUUACACUUUAGGGAUCGCUGCCUCAGAUUUGGGAAUACCAGCUAAAUCAGCCUAUGCAACUGUUCAUGUGAAUGUAUUGGAUAUGAAUGAUGAACCUCCUGUAUUAGAUCAAGAGUCUAUGAGGGAUCUGGAUGUCAUGGAAAAUAAUGCCACGGUUGGAAUAGUGAGAAACAUUAUUGCCCAUGAUGUCGACACCAAUCACUCACUGAUUUAUCAAGUGGUUUCAGUGGAUUGUAAGAAACGUAAUAUUAUUGAUAAGCAAUCCAAUCUGUCAUGCCUGUACUGGUUUGGGCUUUAUAGCAAUGGCUCACUCUAUGUGAAUGAAUCUUCAGUUAUUGAUUAUGAGGAGUAUGAUGAGGUCAGAAUUACAAUUCGAGUUACUGACAUCUACACUGAAAAGAAUAAACAAUUUACUGAUGGCACACUUACCAUCAAUAUUGUGGAUGGGAAUGACAACCGUCCUGUGUUCCUUGCCUUUAAGAGGAAGUCUGUUAUCGUGGCAGAAUUAGCAACAACUUCUGCUGCAGUAACAACAGUUCAGGCAGUUGACAAUGACACUGGGAUAAACGGUGAAAUUUAUUUUGUUGUGACCCAAGUUCUAUUCAUUUUUUCGGAUGGCCAGCCAAGCAAGGUAUUGCCAGAUUUAUUUGAAGCUUCGAGAGCAACCCUUAUUAAUGGUGAAUACACAGCCACUAUCAGAAUUAAAUCUUCACUGGACAAAACAUUAAAGGGUCAAUAUAAUGUAACUAUAAAAGCAAAAGACAAAGGAGAUCCCAGCUUAUCUGCAACAAGUUACUUAGAUUUAAUUACAGUGGAUGAGACAUUGAAGGCACGAUUGGAGUUUCAAGUGACAACCGUAGAAGUUCAGAGAAACAUGAAUGAAAUACUUACCACUCUUCGCAAAGCUACAUGGUCAGAUCCACGUGUGGUAGGCAUAACGGCUACUGGCAAUGAGCGAGUUCAAUCAUUAACCAGAAAUGUAGCCAGAUCUAUUAUGGAGAUUUACUUUAUACGCAGCAAUGGAACAGCUAUACCUCCUGAUGAUAUCAAUGGCAUUCUACAGCUUGAUCCAGAGUCUGUGCGUCAAUUGAUAGAGCUUGGUCUUUUGAACAUUAAACAAACAAUUGAUCCUACUGAUAGUGAAAAUGUACUCCUUUUUACAAUUGCUGGUUUAGUAGCAGCUCUCGUUAUCAUAUUCUCCAUCAUGAUAACGAUUCUGUUUUGCCUUCGCAAAAGUUACAAAAGAAAGCUAAAAUCAGCAAAUGCGAUGAAUACAGCUCAAACUACUUCCAUUAAUGCAGUACAGAGUGGACCUGUUGUUCCUGGUACAAAUAAAUACACCAUGGAAGGGGCAAAUCCAGUAUGGAACACCAAUAUCAACAGCUCAGCAGACUUUGGUUUUGAAGACGGUGAUUCAGACAGAACAAGCAUUAAUUCACUGGAUGAGAACAUGGUAGAUAUGAUGACAGAAGAACCUAAAGUGAAGCAAAACACAUCAAAGACCAUGGGCAUUCACUCAGAUCAAAACACCAGACCUUUGGAGGCUGCACUUGAUGACCAUGUUCACAUUAUUGGAAAAGCAACAGAAAUCUCUGAGAUUUGAGUGUUUGAUCACAUGAUUUUUGUCUUUUGUGUUUAUUAUACUAUUUUCAAAUCUGCAUCGAUAAUCUAUCAUCAAAGGAAACUGAGACCUGUUGCUAAUUUUUGGCAUGUCUUUGUUAUCCAGAAAGUACUUUUUCAAGCCAUGUGCUUUUGCGAAGAUUAUAUUACAAUUAACGUAUCAUUGUCACACAUAUAUGUUGUCCAUCAGAUUUUGACUUGACUGUAAUAGAAUAUUUGCAUGUUGCUAUUUGCACCAUUGACUGCACGAGAAAAGAAAUGGAAACUGUGGUUAAAUUGUAAAGUAGCAUUUUUCCACUGUUGGGGCUGAAUGCAACAAUAUGGUUAAUAAUGGUUAAGAACCAUUAUGAUUCAUUAAGAAUUAUCUUAAUCAUAUUCUUUUCUUCUUCUAAAAGUUUAUUUACUGCUAUUCCCUUUGUUUUCCUUAUAUAAGCAUAUUCAAACUUAUAAUUUGCCUCUUAAUACAUUUAUUCUUGAUAAAUUUACUAUGACAAUGUCAUAUAUAUGGAAUCUCCACCAUAGGCUUUAAGCCCUGUAUCAUUAUCUUUUUCUGAUGUUUGGUAAAAUUUUCAAAUUUUUAUUUGUUAACAUUAAUUACCCUGAGAUAUUUCACUCUGACAGAAGUACUGGAUAUAACGUGAUUCUGCUGUUGUUGUUGCAGGCAAAUAAAUAACUAACCAACAGUACUUCCUUGUCAACAAGAAUUAGUCCAUAUAAAAUUUGUUAGAUUAUUGCAGUGUUAAUGAAUUUGAAGUAAUUCAGGGAUAAGAAAUUGAACAUCUGUAAGGAAGAUGCAGAGACAAUAGGAAUAAGGUAAUUUAUUGAAUAAGACAAUAAGACCAUAAGACAUAGGAGCAGAAUUAGGCUAUUUGGCCAACGGAGUCUGCUCCACCAUCCUAUCAUGGCUGAACUAUCAUCUCUCUCAACUCCAUGCUCCUGCUUUCUCCCUGUAAUCUUUGAUCCCCUGACUAAUCAAGAACCUAUCAACCUGUGCUUUAAGUAUAUCUAAUGACUUGGCCUCCACAGCUGUCUAUGGCAAUCCACCCGCUGUCUAAAGAAAUUCCUCCUCAUCUCUGUUCUCAUCGCUGUGUUCUCUGGGACUAGACUCCAUCACUCUAGGAAACACCCUUUCUACAUCCACUCUGUUUAGACUUUUCAAUAUUUGAAGGCUUUCAAUGAAAUCCCCCUUCAUUCUUCUAAACUCCAGUGAGUACAAGCCCAGACCCAUCAAACGCUUAUCAUACAUUAACCCUUUCAUUCCUGGAAUAAUUCUUGUGAACUUCCUUUGGACCCCCUUCAAUGCUAUCACAUCUUUUCUCAGAUAAGGAGCCAAAAACUGCUCACAAUACUCCAAGUGUGGUCUGUCUAAUUUCUUAUAAAGCUUCAGCAUUACAUCUAGUCUUCUUGAAAUGAAUGCUAACAUUGCAUUUGCCUUCCUUAGCACCGACUCAACCUGCAAGUUAACCUCUCUGGAAUCCUGCACAAUGACUCUCAUGUCCCUUUGCACAACAGAUUUUUGAAUUUUCUCCUCAUUGAGAAAAUAGUCUACACCUUUAUUCCUUCUGCCAAAGUGAACGACCAUGCACUUUCCUACACAGGAUUCUACCUGCCACUUAGUUGCCCAUUCUCCUAAUCUGUCUAAAUCCUUCUGCUUUAUGAAUACUAUCUGCCCCUCUACCUACCUUUGUGUUGUCCACAAACUUGGCCACAAAGUCAUCGAUUCCAUCAUCCAAAUCAUUAAUAUAUAAUACGAAAAGAAGCAGUGUACUGGCAUUCCUGCAAAACCUAUGUAUUUGGAAGAAUGUGGAAAAUGUUACAUGAUGUGAUAUGAGGCAGCAUGGUAGCAUUUAAGAGGUUUACGGUUGUCUAUAACAUGUGCGAAUCAUUUUAGAUGAAUAUAUAGUGUAAUAUUUUGAAAACAAUCAACAAAUAGGAAUGAACUAUAGAUGGAAGAAUCCUGUAAGCUAAACAUGAAUCUAUGAGGAACAGUGAAGUAUUACAGGCUCAGGGUCUGUAACAAAUAGGCAUUCCCAUAUAUUUCUACACAAUGGUAACAAUUUUUAGCUGUUUAAGUGAAAAUGCCAAUAGAAUUAAUUUUGGUUAUUUGAUAGAAGAUAAAUAUAAUGCAAAAUAUACAAGUGUUAAAAUGAAAGUCUGCAAAGUUUUUCACAGAAGGAUAGAUUCAUGCAAAAUAGUUGACCAUAUUUGUAAGCUAUUUUAUCAAAAACUUGAAUGUUUUGUAUGUGAUUUCCUGCUUUGUACACAAAGUACAAUAAAUCAUCUUUUACCAAUAGUUCUCUUUUCAACUUCUAUUAAGAGUAGUUCAUUUCGGAAUGAAGGCAAUAGGAUUAGUUAUUUU